Molecule: messenger RNA, 1635 nt
Organism: Peronospora belbahrii
Lineage: Eukaryota; Oomycota; Peronosporomycetes; Peronosporales; Peronosporaceae
Source: the annotation of a GenBank genome assembly
AUGCCGCGAAAGGUGUCAAUACGCGAGCUGCACGAGCCGUACGAGAGCUAUUCAUACGCUGAAUUGCGUCACGAGCUUUCUAUACGUUGUAUCCGUUUUUCUCGACGUGUAACAAAUCGUGCAAAUUUCAUUAAAUUGCUACGAGACUGGGACAAGAAAAACCCGUUAUCAGCUACUCGAGUCAAUGAGACUUCAACUCCAAUAACAACAAGACGGACGAUGAGUUCUGGAUCACCGACGAACUGCACACGAUCAAUACGAGCACGUCGUGGUUGCCGCUUUCGUCUUAUUAAUGUACUACUAAGUCCGGAAUUUAACGGCCGCUGGGAUGCCAUGACUGGAAAACUACAAGUGAAUGAGCUAUGGCUCGACGUUCAUACUGCCUUUAUGUCUGAGAAUUCCAUGCUGGAUGCAAUUCAAUUUCAUGAUGCACUCUUUGUAAACGUCACACCUAAUGUUAUUCUCCCACAUUCGCCCUCGCGUCUGCUACAAAUGUGGACGGAGAUCGUUGCGAUGUAUCGCAAUGCUGUGGCACAGGCCAAGGAGGCAGCAGCGAAUAAUGGAAAUACGCAGUCGUUUUUUGACUUUUGUGCCGGUAGAUUGGACCUGCUAUAUCUACACAUGGCAAUGCUACUGGAGCCCAAGCUCUACGAGUUUAUCUUGUCGGACAAAAUUCCGAUUCCGGAGCCUUUUAGCAAGAGCAAGGCUAAACUGCUACUAACUGACGCGUCAGAUGCUACAAACGGCAAGUCACAAGCAGCUGUCAAUGCUGUAACACGUACGACAGUAAAUAAGGUGUCAGGAAAAACUACGGAGAAUCAUGUGUCUACUUGCGCGCCUACUGAUCCUGCUACUGCUACAACUCCUUCUGUCACUACUGAUACUUUUUCUGCUACUUCCAGUGGCCGUUCUCCUGCAACAGUUGCAAAAGAAGCCACUCAGUCGAAAGCUUGUAAAGUACCAACACAAAAUCCAGAGAUGGAAGAAGUUCCGGCACCGGCGCGCUCAAAGGCACGAGUAAUUGCCGCAUCGACACCGAUGGCGGCUGCAGGCAAGGCUAACAAUGCAGGUAUCAAAGUUAAGCAGACGAACUCGAUUGCGCUUGCUCAUACGCCUGCUGCUCAGAAAGACCUGCAAAAAGCAGCUGGCAAAGGGAAGACAUCAAGCGGUGCAAGCUUGGCGAAAGAGGCGAAGGGAAAGGUAUCACCGUCAAAGCCAAAACCGACAGCAGCCCAGCCAAAAGCUAAAGCUGCGAGCAAUUCUUCAGACGCAAAGAGGUCGUCGCUUGGAAAACGAUCGCAUGGAGUAGAGGACACAGCAAUUGUUGAGGUCCCAAGCGUGACCGACAUUGUACCGCACCCAGGCAAGCGGGUGCAUACGACAACAACAAUUUCUUCAGCUCUUGCUCCUCGAUCCACGGAGAUGAUGUUGCCUCCCGAUGAGUGGGACAUUCUGGAGAGUCGGCUACGAAAAGUGAACGAGAACAUUGCUCGGUGUCAUCAUGGGCUAGCAAGUGUUGAAGUAACCGUCAGUGAAAGUUACAAGCAGUCUUUGGAGGCUGAUCUGCGGUUUUAUUCCGCCAUUAAGCAGCGACUACAAGAGCAGCUCCUCGUAGUGAUGCAAAGUGGUUAUUAG